UGACGAACUGCAUCGGAUGCGGAAGACCCGGGUCGGUUCACACCACAUGAGGUUGUCUAGGAAGUGCUCCGCUGACAAUGGUUGAAAAACCUCACGCCCAGGUGAGCACGGGAGUUCCAACUAUAUGAACAACCGGUAUCAGCCAGUCCUCACUCCCGUCUUAAUCCUCCUCUCAACCCCGUCAGGAGUCUCAGCUGCAAGCAAACCUACCUACCUCUCAGGCUAGACGUCCGACACCAUGCUCCUUCAACUGACACUUCUUCUUGCCAGCACCGGCCAGGUGCUUUCCAUUCCUCCGCGUGGAUCCUGUCAGCCAUUCCACCCGGAACCUCGCUCAACCCAUCUCGACUGGAACACCCCGCGGCCAGACGACGGCGGGUUCCUCGCCAACCGGACCGACGUCCACACCGAAGAGUUCUUCAACAAUCCUCCAAUCAAGCGAUCCAGUCUCCCCGCCCAGUCCGUCUCGGCACCCCUGAACCCCCUUCUCGGCCGCGCAACCCCAGGCCAAUGGGAGAACCUCAACGGCAACGCCAUCUACCACGCAGCGCCCGCAUCCUGGGGCGGCUCCCGCCUCGACGUCUUCUACAUGCACCGGGACCGGAAAUGCAAGUACAAGAGCCGCGACCGCUACGACGGCGGGUGGUCCGACUGGAACGACCUCGGCGGCUCUCUCGACGGCCCACCAGCCUGCUGCAGCCGCAAAAACGACAACUACCACGUCUUUUGCAAAGGCACCGACAACCAGCCGUGGCACCGGUCGUACAACCCGGGCAGCGGCUGGGGCCCGUGGCAGAGCAUGGGCGGCACCAUGAAGCACUACCCAUCCACCUGCUCAUGCGGCAGCAAGCACGUGGGCAUCUAUGUGACAGCCCCCGACGGGCAGUGCUGGCACCGCAGGUACGACGAGGACCGCAGCGGGGGCUGGUACAGCUGGGAGAACAUGGGCGGGUUCCUCGACAGCGCGCCCAAGGCGGUCACCUGGGGUGAAGGACACACCAGCGUGUACUGCAAGGGCGAUGACGGGCAGGCGUGGCAUAAGAAGUACGAGAACAACGCUUGGGGCGACUGGGAGAGUCUCGGCGGGUCGCUCGACGGCGAGCCUGCGGCUUGUGCUUGGGACGGGCGCAUGCACAUCUUUGUUAAGGGCACCGACGGCGCGUGCUGGCACAAGGCGUACCGGAAGGGGAGCGGGUGGGGUUCGUGGGAGAAUAUGGGCGGCAAGCUCAAGCCGGGUAGGGCGCCGGAUGUGGUUGUGUGGAAGGGCAAGAUGGAGCUGUACAUCACCGGGGAUGACAAUGCGGUGUACCGCAGGGUUUGGGAGAACGAUAAGUGGACCCCGGGCUGGGAGAACAUGGGGGGGAACGUCGAUUGGAAGCCUAGCGCCGUCACCUGGGACGAUGGUAGGUAUGAGGUGUACGGGACGGCGUCGGACGGUAGCUGCCGGCGGUGUUACUGAGCAGAAAAGUUCAAAAGUGUGUCGUUAUGGUCUUGACGUGUGAUGCUCGGCAAGUUGAGGUGGACAAUGCGCGGAUAGCAGGAGCCUUUCUUUGACAGCGGCAAGCCGGUUGGGGAUUCCCCUAGGCAGUUGUUAGCUCAGCUCUCAGGCUCAGAUUGCACCUUAAUGAUACCUACCUACGGCAGGCAUAUUUGGCCGUCUUCAUUGCAGUUGAGACCGACCGACAGCUCGAGGCC
Molecule: messenger RNA, 1695 nt
Organism: Canariomyces notabilis
Lineage: Eukaryota; Fungi; Ascomycota; Sordariomycetes; Sordariales; Chaetomiaceae
Product: fucose-specific lectin
Exons: 1
Coding region: 239-1459 (406 amino acids)
Source: RefSeq, a predicted model, not a curated record